AUGUUAGUGCCGAAUUACUACGGCAUACAGCCUUGCAAACCUCUUCGUAUUGUACAUGUUGGUUAUACAUAUUGGUUAUACAAUGAAAAGUGUGGUGAUUAUGUGAAUUGGGGUAUAUUCCAAGAAGAUUCAAGAUUAUCAAGAAAUGGAAGACAACCAUUAACUGAUGUUUAUGAUAAUGCUCUGAAUUCAGGUUCCAUAGAGGAGGCAUUGAAGAUUAUCAGAAGGAAUGAUCCCAGAAUAUUUACAUUACAAUAUCACAACUUAAGGCACAAUUAUGAAAGAAUAUUUUACAAGCAUCUUGAUCCUUACAGAUUGUUCUGGGCAUAUUCAUCAUUUAAUAUAACAAGGCUUAUGAAUGAUUGGAUUCAACAUAAUUUUUUGAUUAAUGCUGUUGCGCGGCCAGAGGAGAAUAUAGUAAUACUCAAGGAAGAUUGUAUUAAGCCCAUUAGUCUGAUUAUUGAAGGCCCAAGUUAUAUUGGUAAAACUGCUUGGGCCCAUUCUCUAGGUAAUCAUAAUUACAUCUGUGGGCAUCUGAAUUUCAAUCAAGCUACAUUUCAUCAAGAUGUACUAUACAAUGUCAUUGAUGAUGUCUCACCGGUGUAUCUAUGUAUAAAGCACUGGAGAGAACUAAUUGGUGCACAGAGGGAUUGGCAAACCAAUCGCAAAUAUGAGAAACCGAUCCGCAUUAAAGAUGAAUAUCCAAAUGCAAGAGUGUAUGGAAGGAUGCAUGAAGGGAUGCAACUAUUCUACUGCCAAACUAACUUCCCCAGGCUUACUAUUUGCAUUGCCCUCAAUGUCAAGAUUUAA
This is a messenger RNA of Dioscorea cayenensis subsp. rotundata (Guinea yam), 810 nucleotides long. RefSeq lists its product as uncharacterized. The transcript has 2 exons. Lineage: Eukaryota; Viridiplantae; Streptophyta; Magnoliopsida; Dioscoreales; Dioscoreaceae. Gene Ontology annotation, molecular function: DNA endonuclease activity, producing 5'-phosphomonoesters; structural molecule activity. Bases 1 to 810 code for a protein of 269 amino acids. The record is from RefSeq and is a predicted model, not a curated record.